Messenger RNA from Apis florea (little honeybee), 2549 nucleotides. RefSeq names its product Arginine kinase 1 (gene Argk1). Gene Ontology annotation, molecular function: creatine kinase activity. The record is from RefSeq and is a predicted model, not a curated record. Gene Ontology annotation, biological process: phosphocreatine biosynthetic process. Lineage: Eukaryota; Metazoa; Arthropoda; Insecta; Hymenoptera; Apidae.
AGUGAUAGCGUAGAGACUGUAGUGUUCACAUCACACGCGACACACCGAAAAUUUUUCGUACGUUCAACGCGUGCCGCUAGAGAAUCAUUCGAUUUCACGACACGAUAAUUAGUUACGUUACAAAACACGUUACACACAUAUACUUAUGUGUAUACAUACAUUAUUAUAUACAUAAAAAGGCACGAGCGCGAUCAUCUCGAUAAACGCACAUAUAUAUAUAUAUACACAUACGCACAGGACAACGCAAGAGAACAGAACAUUGGGAAGCACAUACCAGAUAUAAAGUAAUAACAAGAAGGAUAUUUCUUGUGUCAAACACAAUCUUUCUUCGGGAGCAACAAUUACGCACAUAUUAACGACUGUGACCAUCUUUUUGAGAGUGCUUUUUUUACAAGAACGUUUUUCAUCGAAAUACGAAUCCUGAUUAUUCGGAUUCUCUUUCCUUCUUACGGCAAUCUCUUUUUGCAAGAAAAAAAAAAUAUUUCUACAAAAAUCCCGUGAAAGGGAAUUAACGAUUAGGAAGAGACACACGACCUUUGACUCUCUGCCAGGGGUGAUUAACCCCCAUCGACGUAACUCCAAGGACAACCGGAAGUGCUACGAAAAACACGCUAUAUACCAAGUUAUAGCGUGUUCCGUGUUGGAAACACGCAUUCGUUUUCCGUCCAUCUUGCCUCGUCGAGGAAGUGUGCCGCCACCCACACCCUCUUGUUCCCCCUCCCCCGUGAACUUCCGGUCUCGAAGAUCCUCCUCCAGGACGUUGGAGAAGGAGAACGUGGUGAAGAGGUGAAGUUCGAUUAUCGAGAGGUGAACACACGAGGUUUACCGCUCUCUGUCAGUUUCUCGCUCGCUGUUUCUCUCGCCGGGGCGUCGUCAUCGUUGUCGUCGUCAUGGGCGGAUGUACCUCGAAGGAUACCACGUCGAACGACGACAAAAAAAGCAGCAAUAUGGUUGACCAAGCUGUUUUGGAUAAACUGGAGACCGGUUUCACCAAAUUGGCUAACUCAGACAGCAAAUCAUUGCUAAAGAAGUAUUUGACCAAGGAGGUCUUUGAUCAACUAAAAACGAAGAAAACUUCCUUCGACUCUACUCUUCUAGAUUGUAUCCAAUCUGGUGUAGAGAAUUUGGAUUCUGGUGUUGGUAUUUACGCUCCUGACGCUGAGGCUUACACACUUUUUGCUGACCUCUUCGAUCCCAUUAUUGAAGAUUACCAUGGUGGCUUCAAGAAGUCUGACAAGCAUCCGCCAAAAGAUUUUGGAGACGUUGAUUCUCUCGGCAACCUUGAUCCAGCUGGUGAAUUCAUCGUUUCCACUCGUGUAAGAUGCGGUCGCUCCUUAGAAGGUUAUCCAUUCAAUCCUUGCUUGACCGAGGCUCAGUACAAAGAGAUGGAAGAAAAAGUCUCUAGUACACUGUCAGGCUUAGAGGGUGAACUCAAGGGAACUUUCUAUCCUCUAACCGGCAUGAGCAAAGAAAUUCAACAAAAAUUGAUCGAUGAUCACUUCCUGUUUAAAGAGGGUGAUCGCUUUUUGCAAGCUGCCAAUGCUUGUCGCUUCUGGCCCACUGGUCGUGGUAUUUACCACAACGACGAUAAGACCUUCUUGGUCUGGUGCAACGAGGAAGAUCAUCUUCGUAUUAUUUCCAUGCAGAUGGGUGGUGACCUUGGACAGGUUUAUCGUCGCCUGGUACAUGCUGUAAACGAAAUCGAGAAACGACUUCCGUUCUCACACAAUGAUCGUCUCGGUUUCCUGACUUUCUGCCCGACUAAUUUGGGUACUACAGUCCGUGCUUCUGUGCACAUCAAGCUGCCUAAAUUAGCUGCUAACAGGGCAAAACUUGAGGAAAUCGCAGGAAAGUUCAAUCUUCAGGUUCGUGGUACUCGUGGAGAGCACACUGAGGCUGAAGGUGGCAUCUACGAUAUUUCUAAUAAACGACGUCUUGGUCUGACCGAGUAUCAGGCUGUGAAGGAGAUGCACGAUGGAAUCGCCGAGUUGAUUAAACUCGAAAAGGAACUUUAAAUAACGCGCCAGAGACAAAGCAACACGCGAUCAUUUCCCUUUAUUCGUCCUUUAGACGUUCUUGAUACAUCGAGGAUCCUUUCUUUGAAAAAGACAACAUAAAGAUUUUCAAUUAUUACAUCAUUUUUUGUAAAAAUUGAAAGAAGCGAUGAAGUGUUCGAAAAGAAAAUUCGAAAAUCGUAAAAAAUAAAGUAUUAUAAUUCGUUCUCGUUUCCAAACGUGAGAAAAAAAAUUAAAAAAUAAAUUCAGAACUAUGACUCGUUCUGAAAAAUAAGCAAAGAAACAAUUUCUAAAAAGGAAUGGGGCAUUUUUUAAUUCACGCAUUUUGUUACGUGAAAUAAAAAAUAAUAGACAAUUUUUGUCUUCUAAUUUUAAACAAAUCCUAAUCCUCGAUGUGCUAAGAUCUUUUCAACGCAGCUACAAGCGCGUACUUCUUAGAGUUCUGAACGGAGUCGAUGAAAGCUUGGUUCACGAUGAAAUAAUUUCUAGAAAGGUUCGUCUAGUCGAAACCAAAAAAAAAAAAAAAAAAAAAAA